This is a messenger RNA of Ophidiomyces ophidiicola, 1380 nucleotides long. RefSeq lists its product as uncharacterized. Gene Ontology annotation, cellular component: mitochondrial small ribosomal subunit. Lineage: Eukaryota; Fungi; Ascomycota; Eurotiomycetes; Onygenales; Onygenaceae. Bases 1 to 1380 code for a protein of 459 amino acids. The transcript has 3 exons. The record is from RefSeq and is a predicted model, not a curated record. Gene Ontology annotation, molecular function: structural constituent of ribosome; rRNA binding. Gene Ontology annotation, biological process: positive regulation of translational fidelity.
AUGCGGAAUCGGUGCACCUUCAGCUUAAGGAAGCCGAAAGUCCGGCAGUCAUGGAACAAAUACAACCUCUACAAUCUCUACCGCGCCAAACAUCCCCAAACCGCGAAUAGAACCUUCUUCCAGCAGAAAUGGACCGCCAAAGCUAUGGCCCGUGGCUACCACGGCGAGCAGAUCCGCGAAGGCCAGUGGGAGCUCAUGUUCGCCCGCCGCCUGCGCUCCGUCGUGCCAAUGGACGCCAGGUAUCUCGCCCGGAACGACGGCUCACGGGAGUCUGACGGCCGGGGCUCGGGACUGGAGCGGUCGCCGUCGCGCGGCGGCGUGGAGGGAGUCUUUCGCCGCAAGUUGCAGCCCAUCCCGUACAUGCAGAUGACUUUUGCCCCCAUGGAGCGCCGCCUGGAUGUGGCUAUCUUCCGGGCCAUGUUUGCCAGCAGUACGCGGCAGGCCAGGCAGUUUGUGAUUCAUGGGUUUGUGACCGUCAAUGGGAAGAAGAUGAAACAUGCUGGGUAUCUCUUGAAUCCUGGAGAUCUCUUCCAAGUUCAGACUGAAAGAGUCAUGUAUGCCACAGGAGCUCCAAAGGAUGCCCUAGAAAGACGCUCCGGGCGUAUACGACGGCGUGCAGCAAAAGGGGGGGAAGACGGAGACAAGAAGAAGGACCCUGAACUCAAGGAGGAAGAUACAAAGGAGGAGGAGGAGGGAGAGGAGGACCAUCGAGAGGUUCUGAAACGACUUCUCUCGCAGGCUAAGGGCAUUAUGAACGUCAACAAAGACACUCUCCCUGCCAAACGAAGACAAGAUAUCCGGGCUUUCCAGCGCGCCGUUCGCAGAGUCCUUUCUCGCUCAUCAACCAGCACGAUAUUAACAGAGAAUCUCGAAGCCCAGUUCCUAGAGCUCAAAGCUAUUCUCUCAAAAGACGCCGAAUCCGCCCCCUCACCACCACCACCAUCACAACAGACCGAGGACACCCCCUCCAAACAGCCCCAGUCACCCUCACCUCAACCAAAAUCUUCACAAACCGGCGACGCAUCCAUGGACCACCUCAACCAAGCCUUCCGUGAAGCCACUCUCGACCCCUCCAAGCCCCUCGACGCCGCCACCAUCUCAAACCUCUCCGACAACGACCUCGACGUCCUCAAGCAAGCCCUCGUCCAGCUCCGCGACAACCCCAUCGACAGCACGAAGCCGUACGCCACGCCGUGGCGCCCGCGCGACUACAUGAGCCCGUUCGCUUUCAUCCCGCGGUAUCUCGAGGUCAAUCACAAUAUCUGCGCCGCGGUCUACAUCCGCCAUCCGGUUGCGAGACCGGGGCUGGCGGAGGUGCCGACGCCCUUCGGGGAGCAGAUUGGAGGUCCUGCGUUUGUCUGGUACUUGAAGAGGAGAUAA